Messenger RNA from Fusarium coffeatum, 1047 nucleotides. RefSeq lists its product as uncharacterized. The record is from RefSeq and is a predicted model, not a curated record. Lineage: Eukaryota; Fungi; Ascomycota; Sordariomycetes; Hypocreales; Nectriaceae. The transcript has 2 exons. The coding region runs from base 1 to 1047 and encodes 348 amino acids. Gene Ontology annotation, molecular function: oxidoreductase activity, acting on the CH-OH group of donors, NAD or NADP as acceptor.
AUGCGCGAUUUACCAACUGCUAUUCCACGAGGUUCGUGGGUCCUUGUUACCGGAGCGAGCGGCUACACUGGUAGCCACGUGGUAAUUGAGUUUCUGAAGCAAGGAUACAAUGUGCGCGGUACGACGAGGGAUCUAAGCUAUGGCAAUUGGCUUCUUGAGCAUCCUUCCGUGAAGCCGUUCGCAGAGCAAGGAAAGGUGGAAUUGGUCGAGGCCGACACGACAAAACCUGGAGAUUUCGACGACGCAGUCAAGGGAGUUUCUGCAGUGGUUCAUCUCGGAAACAUCGGAGAACUCACACCAGACCCAAACGUGGCAUUUUCAUCAGCUGAGGAAGUCGCUUUGUCCGUUUGUCGAUCAGCAGCCAAAGAACCAUCAAUUAAACGCUUUACUCUUGCAGCAGGACUAUGGACUUCGGUGUGGUGUAAGCCUGGGGAGACGAAAACGAUUAAUCAGCAAACCUGGAACGACGAUUUAGUCAAGUUGGCAAAAUCGCCACCGCCAUAUGAGUUGAGCCGUAUGCUGGCUGUUUACCUGGCUGCUAGAGUUGACGCUGAGAAGGCGGUUUGGAAGUUUGUCAAGGACGAAGGACUAUCGUGGGAGGUCAAUAGUGUCAGCCCGUGUUGGCUAUUGGGUGAGCCGUUGCAUCCGAGACAUUAUAUCACUAUGCCGUUGCAGCUACUGCAGCAGUUGUAUCUCGGUAAGACGGACGCUCUCAAGGAGAACACAACAGUGUACUACACUCACGUGUCGGACGCAGCCGUCGUCUAUGUCGCAGCUACUAUCGACCCAGACGUCAAGGGCGACCGAAUCCCAGUACUUGCCAAGUCCUUCAACUGGAAUAAUGCCCUAGCAAUAUUGCGCGCUUCAUACCCCGAGGAAGACUUUGAGGAGGAUUUCAUUCCUGGAGAUCCAGUUUUGUCUUACAACAUCGAGAAUCAAACUGGGCCUGAAUUAUUGCAGAAGUGGGCGGGAAGGAAGUGGAUAGGUCUCGAGCAGGGGGUUACGGAAACGAUUGACUAUUCUCGAAAGAUUGGCAACUUGGAUUGA